Messenger RNA from Rotaria sp. Silwood2, 1671 nucleotides. Lineage: Eukaryota; Metazoa; Rotifera; Eurotatoria; Philodinida; Philodinidae. The record is from the annotation of a GenBank genome assembly.
AUGACACAACAAUCGAACAUUGUUUCACCACUGCUCACUGACCUCUAUCAAAUUUCGAUGGCCUAUGCUUAUUGGAAAAGUGGAAAACAUCAAGAACAGUCUACAUUUGAUCUCUUUUUUCGUAAGAAUCCUUUUGGUGGUGAAUUUACAUUGUUUGCUGGUCUUGAAGAUAGUCUAAAAUUCGUACAAAAUUAUAAAUUUCAAACAUCCGACAUUGAUUAUCUUCGCAACGUAUUGCCCGAAUAUAUCGAAAAGGAAUUUUACGAUUUUCUAUUGACAAUCAACAUGAAUGAUAUUAAAAUAUAUGCGUUGCCUGAAGGUGAAACUAUAUGUUCAUCUACUUUCUGCUUUAUUCUUUUAAUUUGUCAUUUAGGUUCUGUGGUUUUUCCUCGUUUGCCGUUGCUUCGUAUUGAAGGACCUAUUCUUAAAGCACAACUACUCGAAACAACCCUUCUGACACUUACCAAUUUUGCCAGUUUAGUAGCAACGAAUGCUGCUCGAUUUCGUGCUGCAGCGCAACCCACUAAAAAAUUUCACGAAUUUGGUCUACGACGUGCACAAGGUCCAGAUGGAGGUCUUAGCGCCUCAAAAUAUUGUUAUUUAGGUGGCUUUGAUGGUACGUCAAAUGUACUAGCUGGUAAACUUUACGGAAUUCCUAUCCGAGGAACACAUGCACAUGCUUAUGUUAGCUCAUUUGAAAAUCUUGAUGAGUUGAAAGUUCGAGAAUUGUCUGAUAGAAUCACUGGUGAAUCACGUCCAUUUGCUCAAUUGUGCUUGAAAUUUCUCGAUGAACUCGGACCAAUACUCAAAAUCUUUCCCGAUCAAACUAACAAAGGUGAAUUAGCUGCAUUUAUUGCCUAUGCUAUCUCGUUUCCUUCUGGCUUCUUGGCAUUGGUCGAUACGUACGAUGUUCUCAAGUCUGGUGUCCCGAACUUUUUGGCUGUCGGUCUUGCAUUAAAUGAAUGUAAUUAUCAAGCGCUUGGUCUUCGUUUGGACUCUGGUGACUUGGCUUAUUUAUCAUUGGAAGUACGAGCAAAUUUUGUUGAGGUCGCUCGUAAAUUCAAUAUACCUUAUAUCGAACAUUUGACUAUUGUGGCAAGUAAUGAUAUCAAUGAGGAUACGUUGCAUUCAUUGGAAAAGCAAGGACAUGAAAUUGACAUAUUCGGUAUUGGAACACAUUUAGUUACCUGUCAAAAACAACCAGCACUUGGUUGCGUCUAUAAAUUGGUUGAAUUGAAAGGAACACCACGCAUCAAAGUAAGUCAAGAUAUCGAAAAAGUGACGAUACCUGGUCGAAAAAAUCUCUAUCGAUUUUACGAUAGUAAUGGUUUAGCAUUAUGUGACUUGAUGACUAAAUUUGACGAACCAGAACCAAUUGCCGGCACUCGAAUGCUCUGUCGGCAUCCAUUUUUCGAAACGAAACGUGUCUAUGUUACACCAACAACGGUACAAUCUAUGUAUAAAUUGUAUUGGGCCAAUGGCCAAAUUCAAUAUGCACUACCAACAUGGCAAGAAGUUCGUAGUUAUGCUCAACAACAAAUCGAAACAGUGCGUAAAGAUCAUCGACGAAAUCUUAAUCCGACGCCGUACAAGGUUUCUGUGACCAAUGAUCUCUUUUCGUUCUUACAUAAACUUUGGAUGAACAGUGUGCCGAUUGGCGAACUUGCCUAA